This is a messenger RNA of Fusarium pseudograminearum CS3096, 615 nucleotides long. RefSeq lists its product as uncharacterized. NCBI's taxonomy places the organism in Eukaryota, Fungi, Ascomycota, Sordariomycetes, Hypocreales, Nectriaceae. Gene Ontology annotation, cellular component: cytoplasm. The transcript is spliced from 3 exons. The coding region runs from base 1 to 615 and encodes 204 amino acids. The record is from RefSeq and is a predicted model, not a curated record. Gene Ontology annotation, molecular function: hypoxanthine phosphoribosyltransferase activity. Gene Ontology annotation, biological process: hypoxanthine metabolic process; XMP salvage; GMP salvage.
AUGGUCGAGAAGCUCUACGUCACCUACAACGAUGUGCACAAGAUGUGCCAGAAGUCUGCUGAGAAGCUUCUCCUCGACUUCCAGCCCCAACUUCUGAUCGCCAUCGGCGGUGGUGGUUACGUCCCUGCUCGAAUCCUCCGAUCUUUCCUCAAGAAGGGCGGCGCUCCCAACAUUCCCAUCCAGGCCAUCGGUCUCUCCCUCUACGAGUCUCUCGGCAACGAUGAAGUCGAGGCCCCCGGUACCAAGGUCACCCGAACACAGUGGCUGGACCUCACUGCUCUCGGCGAGAUGCAGAACCUCGUCGGAAAGCGAAUUCUGAUCGUUGACGAGGUCGACGACACCCGAACAACUCUUGAGUAUGCCGUCAGGGAGCUCGAGAAGGACGUUGAGACCGCCCGCCAGAAGAUGGGUGGCACUGCCCCCAAGACUGAGUUCAGCAUCUUUGUCCUCCACAACAAGGACAAGCCCAAGAAGGGAACGCUCCCCGGCGAGAUGCUCGCCACCCGUUACUCCGCUGCCGAGACCGUCGGUGAUGUCUGGAUCAACUACCCCUGGGAGGCCAUCGAUAUCGACGAGCAUGACCGAAACGCUAGCCUGCAGACCAAGAGCAACUAA